Molecule: messenger RNA, 2640 nt
Organism: Durusdinium trenchii
Lineage: Eukaryota; Dinophyceae; Suessiales; Symbiodiniaceae
Source: the annotation of a GenBank genome assembly
CACUUCCAGCCUGGAACCACCAAACCACCAAGCUCCGACUUCCGUGCCACGCGGCGAACUCGUCGUGCUCGUUGGUUGGUGCCUUCGGCGGAUGGGUGGGCCAUGGUGCCAUGGCGCUGGCUGGGCGUGGGCGUGCUGUGGAGAUGUGGCUCUUCGGAAGACCCUGACCUGCUCGCUGAGGUGGCUCGACUGAAGGCGGAGGUGGAACGGCUGAAGGCGACGCCGUCAGCGACACCGCCAGCGGCGUUUGGGUACAGCCAGCCAGGACAACAAUUCUAUGGCGCUCCAGGCCAGCAGGGCUUUGCGGGCCAACCCUUUGGCCAGGGUUACGGCCAAGCCCAACAACAGCAGGCCUAUGGGCAAGCUUAUGGGCAACAGCAGGCUUAUGGCCAGAUGUAUGGUCAGCAGGCCUAUGGCCAGCCCCAUAGCCAGCAACAGGCCUAUGGCCAACAACAGAUGCAUGGCCAACAACAGAUGUAUGGUCAGCAACAGAUGUAUGGCCAGCAACAAAUGUAUGGGCAUCCGCCCUAUGGCCAACAAGGCCAGUAUGGGAUGCCGGGACAAGCGUAUCCACAGCCUGGCCAGAUUCUGCCCGAGUCCGACGUGCAGCAGAGUGCAACACAACAGCUGGAAGCCUUGCGCCAGUCGCUCGGUGGCUUGGGGGGCUUGGGGCCCAAAGCCGCAGCGCCCAGUGCACCGCUCGACGGCUGCUCUUCCAACCCUCUCUUUGCCAAGCUGCAUGGCACUCUGCAGAAGCUCGCCUUACUGGAGCAGGAUCCUGUUGAGGCUUCUUUCCAAAUCCACGAGGCUUGGGAGGAGAACCCAGCACUCUUCGAUGAAUGCCCCGCGGGCGUGGUCACUGCGCUGGUCUACCUCAGCAUCGCACAGGACAAAGACUGGAAAUAUCGCCUGCUUCACCGAGCCACGUACAUGCUCUUCUCGACGCCAGGGCUCUCGGUCAAAAUGACCUCGGGUCGAUGGCCGAUGUCCGAUAGGCUCAUCAGAACCAUGUACCACAACUCGGAAGUCACAAACAAGCUGCCCCUGAAGCUGUCCGAUGUGGAGGUGCAGCCUGGAAGUCCUACGGCUUCAGUGGGCGUCUUCAAUAGCGCCGAGGCCCUGGAGCUCUCCCGGAGGCAUAGAGACACAAUAGGCGUCCACUUCAAGACGGUCCUCUUUUACCAUUUCUAUCACCAGGAGCGGUCGCCCUGUGCGUGCCGCACUCGCUCGUGGUGUUUGCCGUUUUGGACCAGGUUUCUGACCAACAGCUCCGUAGAUGUGUGGCUCGCUGGUCGAGACGAGCACAAGACGCUCUUCAGAAUGGACCGAGAUGGCUGUCUUCGGAACACGGGCCGCAGCUUGGCGUCGAACUACUUCUCAGAGCCCAUUGAUCUGAUGUUCGUCUUCGAGAUCAACGCCUUUAUGCAUCCCAUCGCUCGAGUGGUCCCGGCCAAACGGGUCUUGCUGUAUCCGACGUACGACCUCUCUGACGAGCAGAUUUCCAACUUUGAGGAUUUGGGUGUUUCAGUUCUUCCUGACGAUGCUAUCCUGAAGCCACCGAACCCUGCCUUCAGAAAGAUCCUGGAAGAUGCCGUGAUGAAUCGACAAGCGCGUCUCCUGAGACCCAAGGACCGCUUACUACUGCUUCCAGCAGACAUCCGGCCGAUCAAAGGACAGCUGGAGUUCUUAUCUGGUUUGCUCUUCGAAGGCGCCCGACGUCCUUCGGCCGUGCAGCGCUUGCGCGGGCUGACGCUGGUCGUGGCAGGCGGCUGCGAUGGCAAUCAGACCUACUGUGGUGAGGUGGUGGCCAUGACUCAAAAGAUCAACGCCGAGAAUCUCUUGAACGUGGUCGUCGCCGACCAGCUCAAGGACGAGGAACUGGCGCAGCUCUUCACCGCGUCCCUCGCGGUGGUGCUCCAGCCGGUGAUUGAUUGCAACCCUCGGGUGAUCUACGAGGGGCUCUUGACGGACACGCCCUUCUUCGUCACUGAGAGUGCUCGAUUGCCGGCGGCGAUCCAACACCUAGGACACAUCACGGAUGGAGACCCCGGCAUGGUCGCUGAGAGGUUGGCCGACUUCGUGGAUCUCUGCGAGGCCGGCGGCUUCAGCGGACGCGUCCGGGACUUUGCGCUGAAGAAGCUCCACGAGGUGGACAACUACCGCUGGAUGGUGGAGUGGAUGGAGACGAAGUACGUCACCGGGAGAGUCGCCGAGCCCACGAUCCGGGGCGAGGAAGCGUUGGAUGGUCUCGGAGGUCUUGGUGGGAACUUAGCAAGCAUCCUCCAAGGAGGGCUGGGUGGUGGCGGUGGUGUAGCCGCAGGUGCAAAUCCUGCCAGCAGAAAUGCAGGCGGCGCUGGCGCCAGUACCGGUUCUGCCGCUGGCUUCACCAUGCGGGAGCCUCUCCGCCGGUGAGAGCAGGCCCUCCCAGAUCCCUGCAACUGCUGCGACUGCUGCGGCUCCAAGGCCGAAGAAGGUGGCGGCCGAAAAAGGUGCGCGAUGCCUCGCGAUGCAUCCACUGCGUGCUAGGCUCUUCUCUGGCCUGAAGAACGCUAAGUUCACCGCUUUCCACGUGGGAAGACCGCCGCAGACCGCCGCAACGCACCGAACGCCGAAGUCGACCGGCCACGUGUUCCCCUCCCC